Molecule: messenger RNA, 1157 nt
Organism: Suncus etruscus (white-toothed pygmy shrew)
Lineage: Eukaryota; Metazoa; Chordata; Mammalia; Eulipotyphla; Soricidae
Gene: RFC4
Product: replication factor C subunit 4
Exons: 10
Coding region: 1-1095 (364 amino acids)
Biological process (GO): DNA-templated DNA replication; DNA repair
Cellular component (GO): DNA replication factor C complex; nucleus
Molecular function (GO): DNA binding; DNA clamp loader activity; ATP binding
Source: RefSeq, a predicted model, not a curated record
AUGCAGGCCUUUCUAAAAGGUGCCUCUAUCAGCUCUAAACCACCAUCAGCCAAGGACCGAGGAGUCGCUGCCACUGCAGGAAGCAGUGGAGAACACAAGAAGGUCAAACAUAUCCCAUGGGUGGAGAAAUAUCGACCAAAAUGUGUGGAUGAAGUUGCUUUUCAAGAAGAAGUAGUUGCAGUGCUGAAAAAAUCUUUAGAAGGAGCUGAUCUCCCUAAUCUUUUAUUCUAUGGGCCACCUGGAACUGGAAAAACAUCCACUAUUUUGGCAGCUGCUAGGGAACUCUUUGGGCCUGAACUUUUUCGAUUAAGAGUUCUUGAGUUAAAUGCAUCAGAUGAGCGUGGAAUACAAGUAGUUAGAGAAAAAGUGAAAAAUUUCGCUCAGUUAACUGUGUCAGGAAGCCGUUCGGAUGGGAAGCCAUGUCCUCCUUUUAAAAUUGUGAUUCUGGAUGAAGCAGAUUCCAUGACCUCAGCUGCUCAAGCAGCUUUAAGACGAACCAUGGAGAAGGAGUCUAAAACCACACGAUUCUGUCUCAUCUGUAACUAUGUCAGUCGAAUAAUUGAACCUUUGACCUCUAGAUGCUCUAAAUUCCGCUUCAAACCUCUCUCAGAUAAAAUUCAACAGCAGCGAUUACUAGACAUUGCUGAUAAAGAACAUGUCAAAAUUAGCAAUGAGGGAAUAACCUAUCUCGUUAAAGUAUCAGAAGGAGACUUAAGAAAGGCCAUUACAUUUCUUCAAAGUGCUACUCGAUUAACAGGUGGGACAGAGGUUACAGAGAAGGUGAUCAUGGACAUUGCUGGGGUGAUACCAACUGAAGCUAUUGAAGAUCUAUUUGCUGUAUGCCAGAGUGGAUCUUUUGACAAACUAGAAGCUGUAGUAAAGGAUUUAAUAAAUGAGGGGCAUGCAGCAACUCAGCUGGUAAACCAACUUCAUGAUGCUGUUGUAGAGAAGGAUGAUCUUACAGAUAAGCAGAAGUCAGUCAUCACAGAAAAACUUGCUGCAGUAGACAAGUGCUUGGCAGAUGGUGCUGAUGAACAUUUGCAACUGAUCAGCCUUUGUGCUACUGUGAUGCAGCAGCUUACCCAAAAUUGUUAAAGAAAAUUUACCAAGUGCGCAUUUUAAUGUGAAUAUACAAUUUAUUAAACAUUCAAACUUCA